Messenger RNA from Ramularia collo-cygni, 3240 nucleotides. RefSeq names its product probable mRNA splicing factor ATP-dependent RNA helicase. NCBI's taxonomy places the organism in Eukaryota, Fungi, Ascomycota, Dothideomycetes, Mycosphaerellales, Mycosphaerellaceae. The transcript has a single exon. Gene Ontology annotation, cellular component: intracellular anatomical structure; catalytic step 2 spliceosome. Bases 1 to 3240 code for a protein of 1079 amino acids. Gene Ontology annotation, molecular function: ATP binding; RNA binding. The record is from RefSeq and is a predicted model, not a curated record.
AUGGAUCUCCGAACGGUGGUUUCAGACCAUCUCAUCAAGCUGGUAGGCGGCAGCGAUGAGAUGACCGUCGACUUCGUCGUAGAGACGGCGAAAUCGGCAAAGUCGGCCUCUUCACUGCAGGACAAAUUGUCGAGCAUGCUGGAGUCUGAUGACGCCGACCUCAAGCGCUUCAGUGAUGACCUGUAUGCGCGAGUCAGCAAGCCUGUGGCGGAUAGCACAUCUGCCGCGCCGCGAGUGAAGCCAAGAUCGAGCAAGAAAAAGUAUGCGCUGGUAGAUAUGGAAGUGGAGGAAGAAGCUCCAGCGCCUGUUGCACCGAAGGAGGAGAAGAGGCGAAGUGGUGAUAAAGAGGGAAUGUCAAAGCACAAGGAGCGAAGAAGAUCAAGGAGCAGGAGCAGAGAGCGGCACAGCAAGAAGCUGCGCAGACGAGACAAUGAGGAUUUCGACGAUCGAUGGGGCGAUCAGGACGAAGAGGAUGAAGAGGACUUUCCAUCGCCCCCUGCUAAGCGGACGAGAUUUGCAGAUGACGAAAAGGAUGAGGGCCGUUCCAAAUCGGAGGUGAUAGACGAGGAACCAGAGGACGAAGAGGAACGGGAUCGCAAGGAGCGAAAGGCGUUCGAGGAGCGACUGCGCAACAAGGAUGCUGGCAACACCAAGAAAGUCGUGGAGAAUAGUGCUGCUCGUCGCGAAGAGGCCGAUGCGGCCCGGCGAGCACAGGCUGGGAAAGUCACGGCGGAGGAAAUGAAGGAUAUCCGUUUGCGAUCCAGACAGGACUAUCUCAAGAAGCGAUCUGCUCAGGAGCUGGCUCUGUUGCGGAAGCAGGUUGCAGAGGAAGCUGAAGAAGAACGGACCAACCCAGCACUCACUCAGUCGGAGAAGGAAGACUUCGCACGGAACCGCGAAGCGCUGCGCCUCGCCGAAGAACGUGAGAACAUCGAUGAUCACUUCGAUGGCUAUGCUAUACCGGAUGACUACAUCACCGAAAAGGGCAAACUUGACACGCGGAAGAAGCAGGAUGCCCUAUACAGCCGAUACGUGGAUCGCGAUGCCCAAGGUCGAGAGCGUUAUGUAACUGAGCACGRAGAGUGGGAACGAGAUCAGCUUGCCAAAACCAAGGCGCAGAUCAUUGUUGCGGAUCGGGUGCCGGAGCAGCAGUACGAGUAUGUCAUUGACGAGGAGCAGCAGAUCAAGUGGGUGACAGAUGCUGUGAUGCAAGGAGGCUUGAACAAGAUGCAAUCGCAAGAAGAGAGAUUGCUUGCACAGCAGAUGCUUCAAGCAGAGCGCAAGGCGAAAACGAUGGAGGAGAAGCGCAAAACGCUGCCCGUCUAUCAGUAUCGACAGCAAUUCUUGGACGCCGUCAAAGAGUACCAGGUCUUGAUUAUCGUUGGUGAGACUGGUAGCGGCAAGACCACCCAGCUUCCACAGUUCCUGUACGAGGAGGGCUACUGCAAAGAUGGCAAGAAGGUUGGAUGUACGCAACCGCGUCGUGUAGCUGCGAUGAGUGUCGCCGCUCGCGUCGCCGAAGAGGUUGGUGUGAAGCUGGGCCAGGAGGUCGGUUACGCGAUUCGAUUCGAAGAUGCCACUUCCGAAAAAACAGCAUUGAAGUACAUGACCGAUGGAAUGUUGCUGCGUGAGUUUUUGACAGAGCCUGAUCUUGGAGGCUACAGCGCUUUGAUGAUCGAUGAGGCUCACGAGCGCACCCUUCACACUGAUAUCCUGUUCGGCCUGGUCAAGGACAUCGCGCGAGGUCGGCCUGACCUCAGACUAUUAAUCUCAUCUGCAACGCUUGACGCUCAGAAGUUCAGCGAGUUCUUCGAUGGUGCCCCUAUCCUCAACAUCCCUGGUCGCACAUACGACGUGGAGAUGAACUUCUCCAUGCAGCCAGAGGCCAAUUACCUGUCGGCAGCCAUCACAACCGUCUUCCAAAUCCAUCUGUCUCAGGAAAUGCCGGGCGAUAUACUUGUUUUCUUGACAGGUCAGGACGAGAUUGAGCAGGCCGAAUUGUCACUCCAGGAAACCGCCCGAAAGCUCGGAAGUGCCGCGCCUGAGCUCAUGAUUUGUCCCAUCUACGCGAACCUGCCGACGGAUUUGCAACAGCGGAUUUUCGAUCCAACUCCACCCAAAGUUCGCAAAGUUGUCUUGGCCACCAACAUCGCCGAGACAUCCCUCACAAUCGACAAUAUUGUGUAUGUCAUUGAUCCAGGAUUUGUCAAGGAGAAUCGAUACACUCCAGCGACUAAUAUGGAGUCACUCACCGCAGUUCCAAUCUCUCGUGCAUCUGCAAAUCAGCGAGCUGGCAGAGCUGGACGUACGGGACCUGGAAAGUGCUUCCGUUUGUACACGAAAUGGGCGUACUACAACGAACUUCCUGCAAACACGACUCCCGAAAUCCAGCGCACAAAUCUCAUCAGCGUCGUGCUCUUGCUGAAGUCACUGGGAAUCAACGAUCUGAUCAACUUCGACUUCAUGGACCCACCAUCACCAGACAUGUUGAUGAGGUCUCUGGAGCUGCUGUACGCCUUGGGUGCUCUCAAUGACAAAGGAGAGCUCACCAAGAUCGGACGCCAAAUGGCGGAAUUCCCAACUGAUCCCAUGUUGGCCAAGGUUGUCCUCGCUGCUGACAAGGAAGGUUGUGUGGAGGAAAUUCUCUCAAUCAUCGCUAUGCUUGGUGAAGCCUCUGCUCUCUUCUACAGGCCCAAAGACAAGAAGCUCCAGGCCGACGCUGCCCGCGCACGUUUCACCGUCAAGGAAGGCGGAGAUCAUGCCACAUACCUCAACAUCUGGAAUCAAUGGGUCGACUCCGAUUUCUCAUUUAUAUGGGCGAAAGAGAACUUCCUACAGCAACGCUCCCUCACCCGCGCGCGCGACGUGCGCGACCAAUUGGCGAAACUCUGUGAUCGAGUAGAAGUUGAUGCAACAGCGACAUGUGGAGCAUCCAAUCUCCCUCCGAUCCAAAAAGCCAUGACAGCAGGCUUCUUCCCCAAUGCGGCGAGAUUGCAGAGUGGAGGAGACAGCUACCGGACCGUAAAGAACAACAUGACGGUGCAUUUGCAUCCUAGUAGCGUUCUGAUGGAUGUGAGACCGAAGUGGGUGGUGUUUUAUGAGCUGGUGCAGACUAGCAAGGAAUUUAUGAGGAGUGUCAUGCCGGUGCAGCCGGAGUGGCUGACAGAGGUUGCACCGCAUUAUCACAAGCAGAAGGACAUUGAGGAACUGGGAGUUACGAGGAAAAUGCCGAAAAUAUAA